AUGUUCUUUAUUCUAUGUCUAAUUUUAUUGCAAAAGUUCGUCUUUCUCUCUUUUCUUCUCAAAUAUCCUCGUUCGUUUUCCUUAUCUUGUGACACCUGUCUCACAUCUUUUUCUAAUUUCUCUUUUUUUCAGAAAUUUCUCUAUUUUCAUUCUCUCAUUAUCUACGUAUUACAAUUUCUUUCUGCUCCAUAUUUUCACCUUUCCAGACACUCUUCUGUUCUCCAUCUCUUUGUUUGUCUCUCUUCUUUAUUUUUCUUUUUCCCUCUUGAGGUGGAAGAGAGCCAUCAAAUAAAGCUGUCUUUUACCACACCUCCAAAAGAUCUCAUUCUCACUCUACUUCAUCUCCACCAGGGAAUUUGCGUCCAUCUCACGAGUGUGGCGACAGUGUCGUCGGCAGCAGCGACGUGGUCGCUGAUAUCCCUCAAAUUGCACGCGAAUCUAACUGACCCUGACUUCCCGGUGAGAGGAAAAGAGACGUACGGAGUUGAACGAGCGACGGCGCCCGUCUCCUAUGCGGGCAAAAUAUUUCAUAUAACUGUCAGAGGAGACUACUUUUCGCUAGCCAGGCAUUCCCGCUUCUGCAACCAAAUACCCGCUCGUAAAGGAGGAACGAAUGAACGUAAAACCCCGAUGAAACGUGGUACCCGCGAUACAUCUCACCUACCAAACGCCAAACCUCAAGAAGUGAGGACGGGUGACGCGAUGCAAUUUCGAAACUGGAAACUUACAUUCUCGUUAGAUCUAUCGUCACGGGACGGUAGUGGCCCUUCAGCUGAUUCAACUAUGGAAACAUUGUCACUACUCUUACUUAUGUUAGGCAUUUCUCUUCAAGUAACAUUCCUUUAUUCUUCCUAG
Messenger RNA from Acanthosepion pharaonis, 855 nucleotides. Lineage: Eukaryota; Metazoa; Mollusca; Cephalopoda; Sepiida; Sepiidae. The record is from the annotation of a GenBank genome assembly.